Clunio marinus is the source of this 210-nucleotide messenger RNA. Lineage: Eukaryota; Metazoa; Arthropoda; Insecta; Diptera; Chironomidae. The record is from the annotation of a GenBank genome assembly.
AUGCAACAUUUAUCCACUGCCAACUCAAUUGUUUUAACACCAAAGUUUAACUUGCAAAACCAUUUUCCUUGUCUUUCAACUUCUAAACAGAUACAUGUAAACCUCAUUAAUUUAAAAAGAGUUGUCAGCUCACUGUUGCGUAAAAAUGUCUACGCUGAUAAACUUGUCCGUUACGUUUGGCGUUUCGACUCGAAGCAUAAGAAUACAUAA